AAAUAGACUGAAAAAUAUUAAAAAGGUAUCAGAAGUCACUACAACUUCUAAGCUUAGUAGAAAUAGCAAAAAUGAAUUUUCCAACAAUUUCUUCAGGAAUUCUAUUAACACUUUGUGUUCUCCUUCAACAUGGAGCUGAAACUAACGGUGUAGCAGUGGCAUGUAAGGAUAAUAACUGCCAACAUAGAGGAUCCCACGAUCUCGGAACUGGAGCCAUUAACGCAGGAAGUGGUUACGCAGGUGCUUCGGCUGGUGCUUCGGCUGGUGUCUCCACUGGUGGUUAUCAAGUUUCUCCAUCAGCUGGUUACCAAGGAGGUACUACUUAUCCAAGUAGUUCCACAGUAGUUCAACAAACUACUACCUCUACUGCAGCAAGCGGAGCAUCUGCAGGUGGAACUGCAGUAGGUGCUACCGCAGGUGCAGCAGUAAGCGCUUCUACAUCAGGCGCUUCUUUAGGUGGUGCCUCUUUAGGUUCUUACGGUGGUUAUCCUAGUGCUCAACCAAGUGGUUCAUCCUAUGGCACCUAUCCAACUGGCUAUCCAUCUGGUUCUUACCAAAAUGUUGGAUAUCCAGGUUCUUACAUGGUUCCAACAUACGAAAGCGGCCCUUACACAGGAGGCCAUUCUUUGGGAGGUUAUGGUGGUGGUUUGGGAUCAGGAUUAGCUCCACAUAAACCACACUCAUCAGGUGGAUUCGGUUCAGGACUUUUCCCUGACUUUGGACCCGAUAGCAAUGCCGAUGUGUUUGGAGACGGAAAUACGAUUAAGAAGUUGUUGGAUUUUUUCGCCGAUAUCCAAAUUCCAAUUAAUAUUUUAUCAAGAAAAUAAAUAAGUACCGAUGAAAUAUCAUGAUCAAACGAAACAGCAACUAUUGUGCAGCAAAAUUAAAAAUAAAAUUUAACAAAUGUUAUGUGAUUUAAAAUA
Molecule: messenger RNA, 923 nt
Organism: Eupeodes corollae
Lineage: Eukaryota; Metazoa; Arthropoda; Insecta; Diptera; Syrphidae
Exons: 4
Coding region: 72-827 (251 amino acids)
Source: RefSeq, a predicted model, not a curated record